This is a messenger RNA of Anthostomella pinea, 1263 nucleotides long. Lineage: Eukaryota; Fungi; Ascomycota; Sordariomycetes; Xylariales; Xylariaceae. The record is from the annotation of a GenBank genome assembly.
AUGCCAUUGAUUGACCGCCAGAUCGGGAACGGGUUGUCCGCCUACAGCGUCCCGGCCGACUUGAGUAUAACGUCCCGAGCUCUCUUCCACAAAGUAUACUCCUUUUUCACCGGGCCAAUGUUCCCUCAUCAGCUUCGUGACGCUGUCCGGUCUGUUGGCUCGGCUAGGAUAUGGGUUGGGUUUCUGUUUCAAGACGAAGCUUUCUUCCACUGCGCCAUCGCCAUGGCUGCCGCAGCCUUUGAUCCGUCGUGGUUAACCCAGCAGGAAACGGCACAAGCUAUGGUCCACUUGUCACGCGGCAUGCGCAUCGUCAACGAAAGGCUUUCCGGAGACGAUGCGCUGUCCGAUCUGACACUCGGGGUUGUCUUGUCCAUGUCUCAGCACGAGAGCCUUCGGAACCGCCACCACCAAGGAUUGGUUCAUCUCAAUGGCCUGCUGAGGAUGAUCGAGCUGCGAGGCGGUAUAUCAGUCCUCGCAGCACACAAUCCUGCGAUAGCGCAGAAGGUCUUCCGAGCUGAUGUCCAACUGGCGCUACAGCUAGGCACGCCGACGCGAUAUAGCGUCAAUAUCGUGCCGGGAGCCUUCACCAUUGAUUGGCUUCGCAUGAGGUUUCAAAAGGACCGAAACAGUUCCCUUGGUCGCCCUGAUAUCAGCACCCAUGUCAGCGCGGCUCUUUCGGAGAUGCUGGAGGGAGUCAUGAGCCUUGCAUGGCUAGUAAACAAUAGCCCGACGCAUGGCAUCACGCUGGACGGCUAUGAUUUCCACGACGUCCUCGUACUCUUUGGCUAUCGCCUCGUUCACAUGAGGCCACUAGGCGAGCCGCAUACCUCCACCGACUGGGAGAACGUCCUGCACCUUGCCUUGGUAGCAUUCAUGUCGGAAUUCUUCUUCAGUCUCGGUCUGAGGCGUCCGGAGAUCCCUAUCCUAUCACGUGAGCUUCGUGCAGCUAUUCAAGUGCAUUGCUAUGACGAUAAACUCAGUGAGGAGAUACUCCUCUGGGUUCUGUUCAUCGGAAAAGCUUCGUUGUUCCGAAAUCCGGGGGACGACGUGUGGCUGGUCCCGAAGAUCGCAGCAACUGCUUCACAACUUAACCUGCACACCUGGCAAGAUGUGUCUCGGACACUCUACAGGAUGCCGUGGGUGCACGCAUUUCAGGAUGAGCCCUCUCAAGCGCUUUGGGAGCAGUCUCGUUCUUACAGCUCAGCACACAGCUCAGUAUUUUCUGAAAUUCAGAAUGAGAAUGGUUUCAUGAUGCUUUCAUGA